Molecule: messenger RNA, 2175 nt
Organism: Didymodactylos carnosus
Lineage: Eukaryota; Metazoa; Rotifera; Eurotatoria; Philodinida; Philodinidae
Source: the annotation of a GenBank genome assembly
AUGCUCAUAGAUCAUCAACAGCAAUCAACACUUUAUGAUCCAAUGCUUGAAAUAAAUACGAACCCUUAUACAAAUGUACCAAAAUCACCAACAAUUUACAAACCAAAACAGCGUUUUGUUAAUCUUCUCGAACAAAACUCAGUACCAUCAUCAAAACUUGACGAUCCCUAUCUGAAAUCAUAUUCGAAAACUUCGUCUACACCUGACAUCGCUGAUGUUUGUAAUCAAAUAGCUGCCACAUCGGGAAAUUCAGAACAUGGAAAAGUGCCUACAACAGUUAUUCAUCACUACAAUAACAAUAACACGAAUAAUUUCCAUGUACCAUCAUCUUCAUCAUUUUUAUCUUAUUCUACGUCAGACUUAUCAAAAAAUUAUUUAUCAUCAUCUCCGAAACACAUAGAAUUAUCUAUUCCUGACAGUCAGACAAUCGAUCGAAAUUAUCCACGUUCUAAAUCUUCACCACCGACUAAAAUUAGUAGUGAUUCGUUUAAUGUUGAACAUUAUCCAAUCAAAAGUGAACCAAUAAAUUAUACAAAAUGUUUCCAAGAUGGAUUUCCAAAUGUAAAUGCAUUACCCUUUGUUAGUAAUGGAAAUGAUUUUAUUAAAUCUAAUGGAAAAACAGGAAACAAUGGUUUGUCAAUUCAUGUACCAUGCAAAGUCUGCGGUGAUGAAGCAUCUGGUUUCCAUUAUGGUGUAGAUUCGUGCGAAGGUUGUAAGGGUUUCUUUCGCCGUUGUAUAACUCAAGGAAUGUCUCAUCGUUGUACAAAUAACUUAGCAUGUGAAAUAACUCCAUUUAGUAGAAAUAGUUGUCAAUAUUGUCGACUGAAAAAAUGUUUCGAAGUGGGAAUGUCGAGAGAAGCAUCCAGACUUGGACGAAGACCAAAACGUCAACGAGGUGAAAACGGUAUUAAAAGUGAAAAACAACCACAAUCACCCAAAAUGACCGCUCAUGUUGCUGCAUUUGUUCGUCUACAAGAAAUACAACGAGCACAACAACUCGGAUUUGUGACUACUCCCAAUCAAUUAGAGACGAAUAACAAACAGUUAAAUCAAAUACCAUCAACAAUAGAUAAUCAGUCAAAUCUCAAAGUUGAGCCAUGUGAAAUAUCUGCUUCUGUCAAACAAAGUGAAGUUAAAAGCCCAUUGUUACAAUUUCGACAUGAUUCUGUUAGUUCAACGACAGGUAAUAAUUUAACAAAUAGUCUCUCACUCUCGCCUUACAAACAAACCGAAACGCCCAACUCGUCUUCAUCAUCAUGCACCACUCAAUUUCCUGAUAUCUUGUUUGUUAAACAUCACAAAAGAGUUCAACAAUCUUCUCGAAUUCACGACGAUAUCGUUCGUAAAAUAUCUUCGAUGCUAUUGUAUCAAGAAAAAUAUUUGACUGAAAUGCAGGCAAAUGAACUUGAUGAAAUAGCUGAAAUAAUAAUCAAUGCACAUUUGACAGAAUGUGAGUGUACAUUUGAGAAAAUAGCAGUGAAGAUUGAGGAAAAUCCACCAAUAUGGGCCGAUUCACUGAGUGAAGAAUUAAAUUGUGAUCCUGUUUAUGUUUGGGCUAACUGGCAACAUGCAUUAAAAUACAUGACUGUACUAAAAACAUUCAAGUUUUAUCCGUUUUUUAAAGAAAUAACUCAAGAUGAUCAAGUGUGCCUCUUCAAACAUGGUGCAUUUGAAACUAUCCUAGUCAGUUGGUUUACAUUAUUUGAUGCUGAAAAAAAACUGAUGUUAACGCCAGAUUUUUCCGCUUAUAUGGAAAGGUAUUUUUUAAAACAAAUUCGAUUAGCUAUAGAAUUUUUAAAGACAAUGCCUUUGGGAAGUUUUAUGGUAGAAAUAUUUGAUCUUGGAAUCAAAGCCAGUGAAUGUCGAUGGACAGAUGGAGAUAUUGCUUUAUUUAAUGCACUAUUAUUAUUAAAUCCCGAACGAACAGAUUUAUGCGAAAAAGAGAAAAUAGCCAGUAUCGAAGCAAAGUUAAUGCAUGUUUUAUAUAGACAUGUGAGACGAACUCAUUCUGACGACUCAAGAAUGUUUAUGAAAAUCUUGCAGUUAAUUCCAAGUAUCCAUGAGGUGAAUCAGUUGCAUUUAUCAGCAAUUAGUUAUAUCAAAAUAAAUGAGCCAGAUAUUUAUAAAACACUUCCAUCACUUCAUAGAGAAACCUAUGAAGGUUUAUCACCGUGA